Miscanthus lutarioriparius is the source of this 1527-nucleotide messenger RNA. The record is from the annotation of a GenBank genome assembly. NCBI's taxonomy places the organism in Eukaryota, Viridiplantae, Streptophyta, Magnoliopsida, Poales, Poaceae.
AUGGACUCGACCUCGACGACGACGGCGACGCCGACAGCGACCACGCCGCUGCUGCAGCCGGCACCGCACGGCGGCGGGGGCAGCCGCGAGCUGGAGGCGAUCCUGGCGGACGCGUCCUUGCCGUGGGCGCGGCGGGCCUUGCGAGGCGCCGCCGUGGAGCUGCCGCUGCUGCUCCGGAUCGCGCUGCCGGCGGUGGCCGUGUACAUGAUCAACUAUGUCAUGUCCAUGUCCACGCAGAUCUUCUGCGGCCAGCUCGGCAACCUCGAGCUCGCCGCCGUCUCGCUGGGCAACACCGGCAUCCAGGUCUUUGCCUACGGCCUCAUGCUCGGGAUGGGCAGCGCGGUGGAGACGCUGUGCGGGCAGGCGUACGGCGCAAACAAGCCGGGCAUGCUGGGCGUGUACCUGCAGCGGUCGAUGGUGCUGCUGACGGCCACCGGCGUGCCGCUCGCCGUGGCUUACGCCUUCUCGGAGCGCAUCCUGGUCCUCCUUGGCGAGUCGGAGAGCAUCGCCCGCGCCGCCGCCGUGUUCGUCUACGGGCUCAUCCCGCAGAUCUUCGCGUACGCGGCCAACUUCCCGAUCCAGAAGUUCCUGCAGGCGCAGAGCAUCGUGGCGCCCAGCGCCUACAUCUCGGUGGCCACGCUGGCGCUGCACCUGGCGCUCAGCUGGCUCGCCGUGGACCGCCUCGGGAUGGGCCUCCUCGGCGGCGCGCUCGUGCUCAGCCUCAGCUGGUGGAUCAUCGUGCUGGCGCAGUUCGGGUACAUCGUCAGCAGCCCCAGGUGCAGGGAGACGUGGAAGGGGUUCACCGCUCAGGCGUUCCGCGGCCUCGGCGGCUUCUUCAAGCUCUCGGCGGCGUCCGCCGUGAUGCUGUGCUUGGAGACGUGGUACUUCCAGAUCCUCGUGCUCAUCGCCGGCCUGCUAAAAAACCCCGAGCUCUCCCUCGACUCCCUCUCCAUAUGCAUGACCGUCAACGGAUGGGUGUUCAUGAUCUCCGUGGGCUUCAACGCCGCCGCCAGCGUGCGGGUCAGCAACGAGCUCGGCGCGGGCAACCCGAGGGCGGCGGCCUUCUCGGUGCUGGUGGUCACGUCGCUGUCGCUGGCCGUGGCGGCGGUGUGCGCCGUCGUCGUGCUCUGCGUCCGCGACCAGCUGAGCUACUUCUUCACGGGCGGCGAGGCGGUGGCGCGCGCGGUGUCCGACCUCUGCCCGCUGCUCGCCGUCACGCUCGUCCUCAACGGCGUCCAGCCCGUGCUCUCCGGCGUCGCCGUGGGAUGCGGCUGGCAGGCCUUCGUGGCGUACGUCAACGUGGGCUGUUACUACAUCAUCGGCGUGCCGCUCGGUGUCUUCCUCGGCUUCUACCUCGACCUCGGCGCCAAGGGCGUUUGGAGCGGCAUGGUGAUCGGGGGAACCAUGAUGCAGACCCUCAUCUUGCUCUGGGUCACCUGCAGAACCGACUGGAACAAGGAGGUGGAGAAAGCCAGGGUAAGGCUGGACAAGUGGGAGGAUAAGAAGCAGCCUCUCCUAGAAGACUGA